Limanda limanda (common dab) is the source of this 443-nucleotide messenger RNA. RefSeq names its product S100 calcium binding protein S (gene s100s). Gene Ontology annotation, molecular function: calcium ion binding. The transcript has 4 exons. The record is from RefSeq and is a predicted model, not a curated record. The coding region runs from base 89 to 442 and encodes 117 amino acids. Lineage: Eukaryota; Metazoa; Chordata; Actinopteri; Pleuronectiformes; Pleuronectidae.
UGGCUCCGUCCGCUGCACCUCUUCAGAGACAAAGGAAGCCCUCCAUCAACACUCAGUCUCUCCACCAGGCCAGCAGAGAAGCAGCACCAUGCCGGACACAAUAAUGUCCAAGGAGCCCAGUUCCAACUUGGAGAGCGCCAUGCAGAUCCUCAUAAAGACCUUCCACAAGUACUCGGGGAAGGAGGGCGACAAGUACACGCUGAGUCGGGGCGAGCUGAAGGAGCUGCUGGUGGAGGAGCUGGGGAGCUACUUAGGGAGCGGCAAAGAUAAUGAAGGAGUCGAGAAGGUGAUGAACGACUUGGACGCCAACAACGACGGGGAGGUGGACUUCACCGAGUUCAUCAUCCUGAUGGGCGCCCUGACCGUCGCCUGCAACGACUUCUUCCUGGAGUACAAAACAGACGAGAAGCCGAAAGCCGAGUCGGCGGAGAAGAAAGAUUGAA